AUGAAAGAAAUCACGAUAAUUAACAUCCUCCUCGGACUGAGCGUGGUUUGGAUCACAUACAACUCUCUACUGUAUCUCCGCCGCCGCUACCGCAGCGCACGCGCCACCCCCCUCACCGGGCCCCCUAAUAUUAACCUAUUCUUUGGCUUGAGCAGAUACAUUGGAAAGUCUAAAGAUGCCGCAGCCAUAUAUGAGCAGUGGGCGGAGGAAUAUGGACCCGUCUACCAUGUUCCAGCCGCCAUGGGAUUUAGCCGUGUCGUUCUAUGCGACCCAAAGGCCGUCAGUCACUUCUACGCCAGAGAAACUUACGGCUUUGUCCAGACAGCUUUAACCAAGCAAACAAUCGAGAAUAUUGUGCGUGGUUUGCUGCAAAGGAAGGCAUUGUCUCCAGCAUUCAGCAAUGCUGCUAUCCGAAGACUUACAUCCGUAUUCUUUGACUCUGGAUAUAAGGUGAAAACUGCGUGGGACAAUAUCAUAGAAUCUCAAUCUGGUGAUUCGGCGAUUAUUGAUGUGCAGAAUUGGAUGAACCAUGUAUCCCUAGAUAGUGUCGGUAUCGCAGGCUUCUCUCACGACUUCGGCACCUUGCACGGAAAGCGCUCAACUGUUGCCGAGACGUUCGAGGCGUUCGGACAUGUCAAGCCCUCGCUCAUCAUCGCAUCCACUUUCAUCCUCGGACUCGCCUUCCCCGUGCUCGCCAAAGUGCCUACGCCAUUUUGGAUGCUCAUAAAGCGGUUGAAUGACAGCAUGGGAGAAAUCGCGCAAGAUAUGCUGGAGAAUACACGAAGAGAGAGUAAGGGUGAGAAUAAGACUGAGGAGAAGAGUAUCAUUGGGCUUUUGAUUAAGGCGGAGAACAGCGAUUCCGAUUUGAGCCUAUCACAAGAAGAGGUGAUGGCGCAGAUGAAGGUUCUUAUCAUCGCCGGCUAUGAAACAACAUCAAUCUGUCUAAGCUGGUGCCUGGUCGAGCUGUGCAAGAGGCCCGAUGUUCAGCAGAAGCUCCGCGAGGAGGUAUCUAAUUUCGCAGGCGGAGACCCCACCUGGGACCAGCUCACCUACAACAUGCCCUUUCUGGACGCUGUUGUCCAUGAAACGCUGCGUCUGCACCCUCCGGUGAGAGAGACUACCCGUGUCGCCGCUGAAGAUACCAUAUUCCCGCUUUCAACUCUUAUGACGACUCCAUCCGGCGAGAUCGUUGACCGCGUCGCCAUUACCAAGGGGCAGCUCGUCACCGUGCCCAUCCAAUGCAUGAACACUGCCAAGGCACUGUGGGGCCCCGACGCUAAGGAAUUCCGGCCCGAGCGCUGGCUCAACGAGGACGGCAUCCCAAUGCGCGCGCAGGAAAUUCAGGGACAUCGUCACCUGCUGACUUUCGUUGACGGCCCCCGGAUGUGUCUGGGGCGCGGGUUCGCGCUGGCUGAGUUCAAGGCGGUGCUGAGCGUUCUGAUAAGGAACUAUGCGUUUGACUUCAAGGACGGUCCGGAGACGAAGAUUGACCUCGUACGGGGCAUUCUCCCCCGGCCACGUAUUGAGGGGGAGGAGGGUACGAGACUCCCGUUGCGCGUGCGCCGACUAGAAUGAGUGUAGCAUUACGGUCAAUAGAAACGCUGGCUUCUCACAUUCUAAGGGUCAUUUGGAAUAUUUUCUAACACACAGCGCUCAAUUUAUUUUUCGAUGUCUAAUAUUCAUACAGAUGUUUAUGUACAUUGUAUAUCAGUCGGUUAUGCUGCCU
Messenger RNA from Laetiporus sulphureus 93-53, 1726 nucleotides. Its product is annotated as cytochrome P450. The coding region runs from base 1 to 1575 and encodes 524 amino acids. The record is from RefSeq and is a predicted model, not a curated record. NCBI's taxonomy places the organism in Eukaryota, Fungi, Basidiomycota, Agaricomycetes, Polyporales, Laetiporaceae. The transcript is spliced from 11 exons. Gene Ontology annotation, molecular function: monooxygenase activity; heme binding; iron ion binding.